Ictalurus punctatus (channel catfish) is the source of this 3487-nucleotide messenger RNA. RefSeq names its product structural maintenance of chromosomes 5 (gene smc5). The transcript has 24 exons. Lineage: Eukaryota; Metazoa; Chordata; Actinopteri; Siluriformes; Ictaluridae. Gene Ontology annotation, molecular function: ATP hydrolysis activity; ATP binding. The coding region runs from base 71 to 3307 and encodes 1078 amino acids. Gene Ontology annotation, biological process: double-strand break repair via homologous recombination. Gene Ontology annotation, cellular component: Smc5-Smc6 complex. The record is from RefSeq and is a predicted model, not a curated record.
UCUGCAACACCGGCGGGAAACGAAAGCAGUAAACACAGCGCGAGACAGAUUCAAGCACUAGGGUAUAGUCAUGGCGUUACAGGGGAAAAGGAAACGAAUAAGUCACAUUUUAACCAACUCACAGAACUCGAACAGUCAGUCCACAUUACCCUGCGCUACACACACUGAACUGGGAGAUGAGCUGGGACAGCGCUUCGUGGAAGGAUCUAUUGUCCGCAUUACUAUGCAAAACUUCCUCACGUACGAUCACUCAGAAGUGUUUCCUGGUCCAAACCUGAACAUGAUUGUGGGAGCGAACGGAACCGGCAAGUCCAGUAUUGUGUGUGCUAUCGGUCUGGGACUGGCGGGAAAAACGGGCGUGCUGGGACGAGGGGAUAAGGUGGGACUGUAUGUGAAGAGAGGAUGCACUAAAGGCUCAGUGGAAGUGGAGCUGUACAGAGCUGCUGGAAACCUGGUGAUUAACCGUGAGAUGAACGUGGAGAAUAAUCAGAGUGUGUGGAUGAUUAACGGUAAACACACGAGUCAGAAGGUGGUUGAGGAGGCAGUAAAGGAGCUCCACAUUCAGGUUGGGAAUCUGUGUCAGUUCCUGCCUCAGGAGAAGGUUGGUGAAUUCGCUAAGAUGAGUAAGAUCGAGCUCCUGGAAGCCACGGAGAAAUCUGUCGGUCCACCAGAAAUGUAUAACUUCCACUGUGAGCUGAAGAACUGCCGCAGUAAAGAGAGGGAUCUGGAGAAUUUGUGUAAGGAAAAGGCCAACUUCCUGGAGAAAGCCCGGCAGAGGAACGAGCGCAACAAGGGGGACGUGGAGCGCUACCACGUGAGGAGGAGACAUCUCGACAGGAUCCAGAUGCUGGAGAAGAAAAGGCCCUGGGUGGAGUAUGAAACGACUCGUAAGGAACUGGAGGAAGUAAAGAAACAGAGAGAGGACAUGAAGAGGACGGUGAAGUCGCUGAAGGAAGCUCAGACUCCUCUAUUGAGAAAAAUCCAGUCCAUUGAGAACCAGCUGCAGCCCAUCGAGAACCAGAUGAAGGACAAGACCACCAGAAUCAGAGAGGCGUCACAGAAAUGUAAACAAAAACAGGACCAACUGGACUGGAAAUAUAAAGAGAUUGAUGACAUUAAGCAGGGUCUGAGUCUGAAGCGGACCGAGGAGGCGGAUCGGCAGAAGCGGAUCGGGAACACGCGCCGUAUGAUUCAGGAGUUGCAGACGGAGCUGGACAACAUUGGCAGCCAGGAGGACAUCACACCCAAGAUGGAGGCGGUUAACUCUGAGCUCAGGAGCAUCCAGGAGGAGAAAUCCAAGCUGGAAGAGGAAAGUCAGGAGAUGAGGCGGGAUAAAGACGAGGCCACGGGCGAGCUGAGACGUCUGCAGAAUCGUCUAUGCAGUUUGGAGGACAUGAUGAACAGGAAGGAGGAGAAGCUGCGUAGCCGUUUUCGGGACACCCACACGGCUCUGCUGUGGCUCAGGAACAACCGCCAUCUCUUCGAGGGAAAUGUGUACGAGCCCAUGAUGCUAGUGAUCAAUGUACGGGACCCACGGUACGCGAAAUAUGUGGAGAGCCAUGUUCCUAUAAACGACCUGAGAGCCUUCGUGUUCCAGAAGCAGCCGGAUAUGGAGAAGUUCAUGGCAGAGAUACGAGACAGACAGAGACUCCGAGUGAACAGCGUUAUUGCUCCCGCAGAGUCGUGUGCUAAUCGACCACCGUCACGACCCAUCGACUCUCUCAAGCGUUACGGGUUCUUCUCCUACCUGCGAGAGCUGUUUGAUGCCCCAGAUGAGGUGAUGAGUUACCUGUGUAAUCAGUACAGAGUUAAUGAGGUACCUGUUGGGACGGAGAAGACUAAGAACAUGAUUGAGACGGUGAUAAGAGAGUCUCAGCUGAGAAUGAUCUACACUGCAGAGGAGAAGUACACGGUGAAGAAGUCCACUUACUCCAACAAGACCAUCUCCAGUAACUCCGCCCUGCGGCCCUCUCAGUUCCUCAGCAUGACCAUCGACACCGACGAGAGACGACAUCUACAAGAUCAGCUCAGUGCAGCUCAGCAGCAGGUCCACAAUGUCGACGCCCGCAUGAACGCUAAUCAGGAGCAGCAGGUCAGACUGGAUCGCCGUGACAACGACCUCCGGGCUGAGAAGAAGCGUCUGUCAGAGCUGAAGGGCAAAAAGAGACAACUGGAGCAGAAGAUCAGCACCAAGCAGGAGAGUCUGAGGCAGAUGCAGCAGGUUGGAAUUGACCUUCAGAGAGCGGAAGAUGAAGCAAACGCCAGGAUCUCUCGUGUAAAUGAGCAGAAGGUGUCCAUAGUGGAGGAGUUCCUGCACUCCAUGAAGCACAGAGCCAGGCUGUGCAUGGAGAAGGUGUACUUGGCCCUGGACACUGCGGGGCUCAGUGCUGAGAAGACCAAACUGGAGUCUGACUGCAGGGAGGGGUCAGCUGAGCUAAGGAGGGCAGAGCAAGCGUUUACUGAGCUGGACCAGAGGAAGGCGAGUCUGUUGGAGACAUGUAAGAGACUGAUGAGGAGAGCCAGCGAGAUCUGUAACAUGAAACCAGGAGAGACUGUAGUACCAGAGAUAUUGCACACGGCGUUUAGUGAGCUGCCCAACACUCUGGAUGAGAUCGACGCCAUGUUGGAUGAAGAGAAGGCCAGAGCAGAAGGGUUCGCUGACCUUAGUGAAAGAGUGGUGGAGGAAUAUAACCAGAGAGAGAAGGAGAUAAAAGAGAUGGAGAAGGAGCUGGAGGAGAAGACCAAAGCUCUAAACACCUACAGACAGAACAUCUCUGAGGCGAAGGAGCGCUGGCUGAUUCCCCUAAAGCAGUUGGUGGAUCAGAUUAAUGAGAAGUUCAGUGAUUUCUUUCGCUCUAUGAACUGUGCUGGAGAAGUCGACCUGCACUCUGAGAAUGAGGAGGAGUAUGAUAAAUACGGGAUCCGUAUCCGGGUGAAGUUCCGCAGCAGCACUCAGCUACACGAGCUCACUCCUCACCAUCAGAGCGGCGGUGAGCGCAGCGUCUCCACCAUGCUGUACCUCAUGGCCCUGCAGGAGCUCAACCGCUGCCCCUUCAGAGUCGUCGACGAGAUCAACCAGGGGAUGGACCCAGCCAAUGAGAGGAGAGUGUUUGACAUCGUAGUGAAAACUGCGUGCAGUGGCAAAACCUCGCAGUAUUUCUUCAUCACACCAAAGCUUCUUCAGAAUUUGAAAUAUGCAGAUGAGAUGACGGUUCUUUGCGUCCACAACGGCCCCCACAUGCUUCCAGCUCAUAAAUGGAACGAGAAGGCCUUCCUCAAACAUGUUAGACGGAGGAGCAACCAGUAACACCAUCCGUCUCUUUUCACACACAGCACAAAUGACAUCUAUCCCACAGUGCCUGUUUCUCUGUAAGAUCUUCACUGACUCCUAUUUAUAUUACAUUGUUCAUUUGUACAUUUUAUAUAUUUUUGAGAAAUUGUUAAAGAAUAAAGUUAAUAGUUGAAGUUCCAGGUGAAAUGAACAGAA